Molecule: messenger RNA, 4659 nt
Organism: Eleginops maclovinus (Patagonian blennie)
Lineage: Eukaryota; Metazoa; Chordata; Actinopteri; Perciformes; Eleginopidae
Gene: ankrd13a
Product: ankyrin repeat domain 13A
Exons: 15
Coding region: 1122-2972 (616 amino acids)
Cellular component (GO): cytoplasm
Molecular function (GO): protein binding
Source: RefSeq, a predicted model, not a curated record
CUUUUGGGCGGUAUCGCUCGGCACAACACCUGAUAGAAAUGACUGAGGGCAAACACACAAGUCAGAAUAGGUGAGUUUGAUCUAAGCACCUUCUUGACACGGUACAAAAAGAGUACUCUUUACAGCCUUAAAAUAGGGUGACUCCUACUGGAUUUAAUCUACCGGGAGCCUUCUUUGGAGCAAAAUUGGCAUACAACAACAUUAUGGUUUUUGUAGCUAAUAAUAACUUUAAGAACAAAAACAUCAGUAUUUCACAGCAAGAAUGUACCAUAAUUUUAUGAUUUUGUUAACAAUAUGUAUCUUCAAAAAAAAGUGUACUAUCUACUAAAUAGGCAUAAGUUAAUAGAGCAAACGAAUCAGGGUUUAUGAUAAAAACCUGUAGUCAAUAUAGUGUAAAACCUCAAACGGUUGUUAAGCACAUCCACUACACCGUGGUACGCUGGCGGUAAAGUGUUUUCAACCUCCCGACGCAUAAAUGGGUCGAUCUCAUUUCUACGAAAUUGGUCAGUUUAGUCAAUGUAUUGUCUGUGAACAGCUUUAGAAAUUUUUAUUUUGUGAAAAUGUGUAGACAAAUGACUUCAAUAUAAAUAUUUAGCAUCUAAAAGGCCCAAGUGCGACACGGGACGUUUAUAGGAUGUAUACGUUUAGUUAGUCAAAUGGCACCCCCCACGCGGUGACGCUGAAUGGUUCCGUCCAAGUGGGACUGACUAUUUCUCCCUUUUCCCUAAAGGCGAUGGCUUUAUUUACAAACCUAGAUUCUUUCGUGUAUUUACCAAAUAAAUAAUUGCUAUCAAUCAUACAUUAAUUUCCAUUUUUCAGGGUAGGGACAGCGGCUUUAACCGGAUUGUAUUGUUUAGAUUGUGCGUCUAUUUCUUUGUAGGACACCCCUGUCAUUAUUGGGCACUGCUGCUGCCACUUCCUUGUUCAAAAGUUUUAUUUUAGGGGAAGGCUUGGUGAAAAGUUGGAUACCGGUUGAUAUAUUUCGACGUCAAAUAUUAACGGUAUGGAUCGCAUUAAUUGUACAUGUUGGCAUGACUAGCGUGUAGCUAUCGCGGUUUUCCCAUGGCUGUGAUUAUUAGAAGCUGGCUAGCGUUGCACUGAGAGGUUCCAUAAAGAGAAAGAUGUCCACGGCUAACGCAGACAUCCGAGAGAGGUUCCCCCUGCACUCAGCCGUUUGGGAAAAUGACUACAGGACUCUGGAAGAACACAUUAACCUUCCACAGAAUGACAUUGAGGCUGUGGAUCCCAGAGGCCGGACACCUCUGCACCUGGCUGUGUCGCUCGGGCACCUGGAGUCAGUGAGAGUCCUUUUGAGACAUGGUGCUGAAGUGACUAAAGAAAACAGCAUGAAUUGGACAGCUCUACAGGAGGCAGUCAGCACCGGAGACCCAGAGAUGGUUCAGUUAGUGCUGCAACGCAGAGACUACCUCAAAGCCUCCACUGCUCUGGGAGGAGUGCCUGAGCUGCUGGCAAAGAUCAGAGAGUCUCCAGACUUCUAUAUGGAAAUGAAGUGGGAAUUCACUAGUUGGAUCCCUCUUCUGUCCCGGGUUUGUCCAAGUGAUGUUUGUCGCAUUUGGAAAAGUGGCGCCAGCCUGCGAGUGGAUGCCACUCUCCUAGGCUUUGAAAACAUGACUUGGAUCAGAGGGCGCAGGAGCUACAUCUUCAGAGGAGAUGAUUCAUAUGCAGAGUUGAUGGAGGUGAACCAUGACGAUGAGGUUGUGGACACUGAACGCUUCAACAUAUCUCAAGAAAUCGAGGAGGUCACGCUGGAGUCAAUGCAGCCAGCUGAACAGGAAGUUGCCAAAAGGCUGACCACUCCUAUUGUCAACACAUACUUGGACACCAAGGAUAUUGCUUUUGAGAGGAACAAAUCUGGAAUGUGGGGCUGGAGAGCUGACAAAACUGAAAUGGUCAAUGGAUUUGAUUCAAAGGUUUUCAGUGUGAACAAUGUAAACGUGGUAAUCAGGACAAGGACGGAGCAUCUAACAGACGAGGAGAAGGCCAGGAUAAAAAGUGAAAGGAACAUAUUGGAGUCUCUGCUUGGGACCGUGGAGCAGCACAUAAGUGCACAAGGGGACCUGACUCUUGAGUAUGCCACGGCCACCAAUCCCACUGCCAUCACUCCAGAGGAAUACUUUGACCCUGACUUUGACCUGGGGAACAGAGACAUUGGCCGACCCAUUGAGCUGAGCAUUCGGACACAGAAGUUCAAAGGUACAUUGUGGAUGAGCGAGGAACAUCCCCUGUCCCUGGUGGAGCAGGUUACCCCCAUUAUCGACUUGAUGGCUCGGACCAGUUCCCAUUUUGCACGUCUGCGAGACUUCGUCACCCUGAAUUUCCCUCCUGGAUUUCCUGUUAAAAUAGAGAUUCCCUUGUUUCAUGUGCUGAAUGCCAGGAUUACAUUUGGUAACGUCAAUAAAUGCAGUACCGAAGAGGAGGCCAUCGCCACACCAGCCGCCACGCCAGCCACCACGCCAGCCGCCACGCCAGCCGCUACGCCAACAUCCUCAGGAGAAGAGGAGGAAGCUGCAGGCAGAAAUGCAGAAGCGAUGCCUCCAUUUCAGGUGUGUCCUUCAGUGUUUGACGUUCCCGCCACUUACCACCGCAGAGGAGGGAGUCGACACACACCCGUGUCCAACAACGACGAGGAGUUGUUGCAGUACGCCAUCCACCAGAGUCUCCUGGAGUCUCGCAGGGUUCCUGGCGAGGAUGGAAACUCAGAGGAUGCUGAUGCGGAAUUUACUGAUGUGAUGCCCUGCAGCCAGAGUGACAGGAGUAUCCCAGAGGGGGUGCUAGUGGAAUAUGGAGACACCCCGAGUCCCGUCAGCUCCCCCUCCGCCUCCAGCGCAGACUCAGAGCUCCGUCUGGCCAUGGAGCUCUCUGCACGGGCCCAGGAGGAAGAGGAAAGGCUCAGGAAGCAGGAGGAAGAGGAGCUGGCGAUGAUCUUGCAGCUAUCACUUACUGAAAAGUAAAAAGGGAAAAAGAGGGAAGAAUGAUGAUAAUAAUAAUAAUAAUACAACUUUUCCAGAUCCAGAAGCAACUACCACACCUCAGUAUUCCUCCCUAACCACUGUAGUCAUCUAUGCAAGUGCAGGUUCCUUUCUGUAGCUGAUCGUUCUUGCACAGGCAGACCCUCGCUAUCUAAUUUUUUUCCAAAAGGUAUUUUUGGUAAGAGCAUAAUCUUUUAUAUAUUUCUAUCUCAGCAUAGUGCAUCUCCAUCCUCAAGGUUAAUUCAUGGACUCUUUCAGAUCAUUUUGGGUUGGUUCUUCUAAUUAUUUAUUUUCUAACAGCAGCAACCUGCGUGUGUUGAUCACAUUGUUGUCCGAGGGAGGUCGGAUCAGUGUAAUUAAGGUUCAGUGAACAAAAUGACUUCCUAAGUUGUCUUCAUGUUGUGCUGGCACUCAGAUCCAGAGUACUACGUACAUGUUGCUUCAGUCCCUGGUUUUUAAAUGGCUAGAAUGAAAUCAGCCUAGCACAGUAAAAAGCUACUACUACCCUGGACCUGAAGGGACAGAUUUGAGUGUCCUCCCUGUGAAGUCUUCCUACAGAGUCACUUUGAUGAGGACCGGGAGCUCACUGACGAACGGAAAUCUCAGGGUUCUAGUUUUACACAAUUUUCCUUCACUUUGGAGUUAGUUUGUACAUCUAUUGGAAGUUGCAGCGCAAUGUUUCUUUGAGGCUAAAUCAAAACGCUCAUGCAUAUCUGCCUUAUCAUUAUAAACGUAGAGGUUGGGUUCAUGAAUUAAGAAGAAUUAACUAAAUGCAUUUUCCUGUAAACACACUGCAACGGAAGCAUGUUUCAUUAAGAAACGUCAAAGCAGCUGCAUGGUAAUGUAAAUUGUCUGCUGCAACAAGGAUGGGGGUUUAACUUUCCCGGCCUGGUUUUUUAUUUGAAUUUUUUCUCAGAUUUCAUGGGGAGAAUGGAAAUAUUUUUGUUAACUCACUGAGCAACUUCAAGCACCUCAGUUUAAAUCCUCAACAGCAGAGACCAGUUCUGUACAUUUACAGCCGUCAUGCAGUUAAAAGGCAGUCACACAACCAAUGCUGCAGAGAUUAUUCAGAUUCCUCAAGGCAUACUGUUAGCUUUUUGUAGCCAUGAACAACCUUUGACCUCUGAGCAGAAGAAGAGACAGCACAGACGCUUGAGAUGCCCGCCAUCUGUAGGAUUAGCUUCUUCAGCAUGUGCCAAGAGACUGCUUUGUUCUGACAACGCUUGGUGGGGGCAAGAGGUGGUGACAAUAUAUUUGGUGCCACUUGGACUAAACUUUUGAAUAGUUAUAUUUCAUUUUUUUGUACCUUUUUUAAAAAAAAACAUGAUUAAGAGGUUUCCAUUGUACCAGGGUGAUGCUGAGUAACAUGCAUUAACCACUAUAGUUGAUUUCACUGACAGCCAACCACUUAUCAACGGUCUCUCUGUGAAGCUGCGUCUCGCUUUCAGGGCCUGCAGCUGAAAAACGACUUAUUGUGUAACAAACAAGUUUCCAAACUGCUGAACAGUCGACUUUAAAAAGGCUAGCUUUUGUUCCUUUACUGCAGGUCUUUGUAAUGCACCGUUUCAGCUGCAACAUUUUCUUUUUUAAUAUGUUAAGAUUUUAAGACAUUGUCUCGAUUUCAAAAUGUUUCUAAAAUAAAAAGCACUUUAUUUCCAUAAGGAAUAAA